Molecule: messenger RNA, 3771 nt
Organism: Pipistrellus nathusii (Nathusius's pipistrelle)
Lineage: Eukaryota; Metazoa; Chordata; Mammalia; Chiroptera; Vespertilionidae
Source: the annotation of a GenBank genome assembly
AUGUCGGCCCCCGCCGGGUCCCCUCAGCGCGCCGCCGGCGCCCGCAGCCAGCCCAGACUCGGGGGAGCCGCCGCCUCCGGAGCCGCCGCGGGCCCGGGCCCGGCGCCGCCGCCGCAGAACGGUCCAGCACAGAAUCAAAUGCCGGUUCCAUCUGCUUAUGAAUUGUAUACUCAAAGCUAUAGUAUUCCCUCGGGACAUCACUUUCAAGGACCUGGGAAAAUGACCUCAUUGCCGUUGGAUGGCCAGUGUGGUGAUUACUACUCUGGUUUCUAUACAGCAUCCACACAAAAUGCGGUGACUCCUAAAACUACAAACCAACAACCAGAAGCAGACCAGGUUUAUGGCAGACUUCUUCCUGCCCCUCACAAUGCAGGGUCCACUCCAGAAUAUUUCCAAGGUGCUGCAUCACCAGCAUCUCAUUUGUAUAUGAGUGCCUCACAGCCAUACUCCUCUUUUGUGAAUCAUUAUAGUGGUCCAGCUAUGUACUCUGCCAACUCUUCUGCUGUUUCUCAGGGAUUUCCCUCUACUUGUGGUCACUAUGCUGUGUCAACUAUUUCUAAUGCUGUAUAUCCUAGUGUUUCAUAUCCCUCUCUGCCUGCUGGUGAACCAUAUGGGCAACAAAUGUUUACCUCACAGAAUGCUUCAACUGUCAGACCAGUCAGAGAUAAUUCGUUUUCUAGUCAAAAUACCGCUCUCAGCCAUCCAUCACCACUUCCACCUCCACCACCACAACAGUACCACCAGCAGCAGAGCCUUUCGGGAUACAGUACUCCCUCAUGGUCAACUUCAGGCCCUCCAUCAGCUCAAGACAAUCUCAUCCGAAACCACGCAGGUUCCCUGCCUCCAGCCAACAACAACCCAACAAAUACCGUUGCAGAUUCUUUAUCCUGUCCUGUUACUCAAAAUGUUCAGCCUCCCAAGUCCAACCCAGUGGUAUCCACUGCUGUGUCUGGAGCCUCGUCAGCAAGAUUACCUCCUACUGCAAAUCACCUCGUUGAACCUGUGGCCUCAGUUACACAGCCAUCAGAGCUGUUACAACAGAAAGGCAUGCAGUAUGGUGAAUAUGUUAAUAAUCAAGCUAGCUCCGCACCAACUCCCUUGUCAUCAACUUCCGAUGAUGAGGAAGAGGAGGAGGAGGAUGAGGAAGCAGGUAUUGACAGCUCUUCUACCACAAGCAGUGCUUCUCCACUACCCAACAGUUAUGAUGCCCUAGAAGGAGGCGGCUACCCAGAUAUGCUUUCUUCAUCAGCAAGCAGUCCUGCUCCUGAUCCCGCUCCUGAACCUGACCCUACUCCAGCUCCAGUGCCCACUGCCCCUCACCCUUCAAAAGUGGCUAAACCAUUUGGAUACGGUUACCCCACUCUUCAGCCUGGUUAUCAGAAUGCUGCAGCACCACUGCAUUCUGGAGGGCAGCCCGGCCCAGGGUAUUCUGGAUUCCAGCAGUAUGCUCAACAGUAUCCUGGCAUGAACCAACUCUCCUCCAGUCUGGGAGGACUGAGCCUUCAGAGUGCUGCACAACCAGAAAGCCUAAGACCUGUAAACCUCACUCAGGAGAGGAAUAUUUUACCCAUGACUCCUAUUUUAGCUCCUGUACCUAACUUGAAUUUAGAACUUAAAAAAUUAAACUGUAGCCCAGAUUCCUUUCGGUGUACUUUGACAAAUAUUCCACAGACACAGGCUUUACUGACUAAAGCUAAGCUUCCUUUAGGAUUAUUGUUACAUCCCUUCAGAGACCUAACGCAAUUACCGGUAAUAACAUCCAAUACCAUCGUGAGGUGCCGAUCCUGUCGAACAUAUAUCAACCCUUUUGUAUCCUUCAUUGAUCAGCGUAGAUGGAAAUGCAAUUUGUGCUAUAGAGUUAAUGAUGUUCCUGAAGAAUUUAUGUAUAAUCCCCUUACCCGAUCUUAUGGAGAGCCUCAUAAACGGCCAGAAGUUCAGAAUUCAACUGUGGAGUUCAUUGCUUCUUCUGAUUACAUGCUUCGUCCUCCUCAACCUGCAGUUUACUUAUUUGUUUUAGAUGUGUCUCAUAAUGCAGUGGAAGCUGGGUAUUUGACAAUUUUGUGCCAGUCACUGUUAGAAAAUCUAGACAAGCUUCCUGGGGAUUCACGAACAAGAAUAGGAUUUGUGACCUUUGAUAGCACUAUUCACUUUUACAAUUUGCAAGAAGGAUUAUCACAACCUCAGAUGUUGAUUGUGUCUGAUAUAGAUGAUGUUUUUCUACCUACUCCAGAUAGCUUACUUGUCAACCUACAUGAAAGUAAAGAGCUGAUAAAAGACUUAUUGAAUGCAUUACCAAACAUGUUCACCAAUACAAGAGAAACACACAGUGCCCUUGGUCCUGCGCUUCAGGCUGCCUUUAAAUUAAUGUCUCCAACAGGUGGCCGUGUGUCUGUAUUUCAGACACAGUUACCUUCCUUGGGUGCAGGACUUCUGCAAUCCAGAGAGGAUCCUAACCAGAGAUCAAGCACAAAGGUUGUACAACAUCUUGGCCCUGCAACUGAUUUUUAUAAGAAGCUGGCUUUGGAUUGCUCAGGGCAGCAGACUGCAGUGGAUCUCUUUCUUUUAAGUUCACAAUAUUCGGAUCUUUCUUCUCUAGCUUGCAUGUCCAAGUAUUCAGCAGGCUGCAUCUAUUAUUAUCCAUCUUUCCAUUCUACUCACAAUCCUUCACAAGCAGAAAAGUUACAAAAUGAACUAAAACGUUAUCUCACAAGGAAAAUUGGAUUUGAAGCUGUUAUGAGAAUAAGGUGUACUAAAGGCCUUUCAAUGCACACUUUUCAUGGAAACUUCUUUGUGCGUUCCACUGAUUUGUUGUCCCUCGCCAACAUCAAUCCUGAUGCUGGAUUUGCAGUACAGCUGUCAAUUGAAGAAAGUUUGACGGACACUUCCUUAGUAUGCUUUCAAACAGCCCUGUUAUAUACAUCAAGCAAAGGUGAACGGAGAAUUAGAGUGCAUACACUUUGUUUACCAGUGGUAAGUUCACUAGCAGAUGUAUAUGCAGGAGUGGAUGUACAAGCUGCCAUCUGUCUUCUGGCAAACAUGGCUGUGGAUCGAUCCAUUUCAACCAGCCUCUCAGAUGCAAGAGAUGCCUUAGUGAAUGCUGUGGUGGAUUCACUGUCUGCAUACAGUUCCACUGUCUCAAAUGUACAGCACUCUGUGUUGAUUGCACCCAGCUCGCUCAAGUUGUUUCCUCUCUAUGUUUUGGCCCUUCUCAAACAGAAAGCAUUUAGAACUGGUACAAGCACACGCCUGGAUGAUCGUGUAUAUGCCAUGUGUCAGAUAAAGUGUCAGCCACUUGUUCACCUAAUGAAAAUGAUUCAUCCCAACUUAUACAGGAUAGACAGAUUGAUGGAUGAGGGUGCAAUACAUGUUAAUGACAGGGUCGUACCUCAGCCACCUAUUCAAAAAUUGUCUGCAGAGAAGCUGACAAGAGAAGGUGCUUUCCUUAUGGACUGUGGCUGUGUUUUUUACAUUUGGGUUGGAAAAAGCUGUGACAACACCUUCAUCGAGGAUGUGCUUGGGUAUCCUAACUUUGCAUCAAUACCACAGAAAAUGACACAUCUUCCAGAGCUAGAUACACUUUUAUCGGAAAGAACCAUAUCCUUUAUAACUUGGCUUAGAGACAGCAGACCAUUAAGCCCAGUCCUUUACGUGAUAAAAGAUGAGAGUCCUGCCAAAACAGAGUUUUUCCAACAUUUGAUUGAAGACCGGACAGAAGCUGCAUUCUCUUACUAUGAAUUUUUGCUUCACAUUCAGCAACAGAUUUGUAAGUGA